GACCGAUCGGCGAACCAGUCGAGCAGCUCAAGUGCGAAAGUGAGGAUCGAAAGACAGCUUUUUCGGAGGAGACAGUUCAGUGCCGGUGUUCCUAAGCAGGUCGACAGCCAAUAAUUGAACGAUCAAUUAAGAAUUUAACGGGGAAGAGAUCGUCGUAAGGUGUAUUGACGAGAUAGUGUGCAAAGUGCCAACGUCCGGAAUUGUGUGGCCUGGAGAGUUGCCGGGGGAAGAUCAAGAGGAAUAGUUAGCCGGGAAGAUCUGAAUCAAUACGGAAGGUGGUGAAGCUCGCGAUGAGGUCAUUACUACUAAUUGCGGCGGUGCUCGUCGCUGGAGCGCUGGCAUUGGACGAAGGCCAAGUGUGUGAACCGGGAAGCAACUUCAUGGUGGAGUGCAACAAAUGUCGCUGCUCGUCCGAUGGCAAGCUGAUGUCAUGCACGAGAAAGUUCUGCGUGCCGGACUCGUUCCAGAGUGACGACCCGGCACCGGCUGUGGCUCAGCUGCCAACGAUUGCUGUGGAUGAUGCCUCGGUGGCUUCGAAGGGAGACGAGGAGCAGGUGCACACCAACGGGCAGGUUUGCACCCCCAACGAGACUAAGCAGGAGGACUGCAACCGCUGCAAGUGCGCCGCCAACGGGAUCGGCUGGUUCUGCACCCGGAAGGCUUGCCCACCGAGGGAAAAAAGACACGCGUCCCGACAAAAUCCGCUGCAGUGCACGCCGGGAACAUCGUUCAAGAGCUCGGAUGGAUGUAACGAUUGCUUCUGCACCGAAACCGGAAUCGCUGCCUGCACGAUGAAGUUCUGCUUCAACGAUGUUGCCAAGGUCAAGCGGGAAGCUCCCAAGCUGGCCAAGCAGUGUGAACCGGGAAGUUCGUUCAAGAGUGCCGACGGAUGUAACGAUUGUUUCUGUACGGAAACCGGAAUCGCAGCUUGUACCAUGAAGUUCUGUUUCAAUAACAAGGUAAAGCGAGAGGCUCCAGCUGGUACCCAGUGCGUGAAGGGAACGUCUUUCAGGAGCUCGGAUGAUUGCAACACUUGCUUCUGUGGUGAAAAUGGUGUCAUCGCUUGUACCAGGAAGUUCUGCGUGCCCAAGGUUAAACGGGAUGUCCAGCAGCAGUGCGUUCCGGGAAGCACAUUCAAGGAUGCCGAAGGAUGCAAUGAUUGCUUCUGUACCGCUGACGGACGUGCAGCUUGUACGGAAAAGCUUUGCCUGAAGCCACAGAAGACGAAACGGGAUGCUCCUCAGCCGGAAAAGCAGUGCGAACCUGGAACCUCAUUCAAGAGUGCUGACGGUUGUAACAAUUGCUUCUGCACGGAAAACGGAAUCGCCGCGUGUACGCAGAAAUUUUGCUUCCCGACGAAGACGAAGCGACAGGUGGCCAUCGGUCAGGCGGUUCCCAAGGUGGACUGCAAGCCGGGAACGUCGUUCAAGCACUCGGACGGAUGCAACAACUGCUACUGCGGAGAGAACGGAAUCGCGGCCUGUACGCAGAUGUUCUGCUUCACGAAGGAGAAACGAGAUGUUGACGAGCUGCCCCAGUCGAAGCUUGCUCCCGGAACGGAGGGAUUCGAGUGCAAGCCGAACUCCCGCUUCAAGUACCAGUGCAACCAGUGUCGGUGUGACAAUACCGGAAAGUUUGCAGCGUGCACAUACAAAUUCUGCAUCGAGGGUGAAUACUGAGGCGGAGUAGUAGGAAGACCGUGAAUGGGACACCUGAAGAGUACUAAGAUCGAUUUAUUAUCUAUUUUAUUAAGAUAGGUUUUCUAUUGGGCAGGUCUCGAAGUGCCUGCUUGUACAAGUGCUCUCUUAUAAGAGAACUCAAUAAAGUAUAAUUUUGUUGUAAAAUA
Messenger RNA from Culex quinquefasciatus (southern house mosquito), 1846 nucleotides. RefSeq names its product kielin/chordin-like protein. The record is from RefSeq and is a predicted model, not a curated record. The transcript is spliced from 3 exons. Bases 291 to 1679 code for a protein of 462 amino acids. Lineage: Eukaryota; Metazoa; Arthropoda; Insecta; Diptera; Culicidae. Gene Ontology annotation, molecular function: peptidase inhibitor activity.